CCUCAAACACCCGUGGUAUGACCCGUACACCGUGCUGAGUUCUACGCGCGCCGGCGGUUCGGAAGAACUAUGGCCCGCAGGGCCAUCUUUUCUGUACUAUAGAACCUGGGGAUGUUGGUUAACCUAUUAAUUAUAGAGAUUCCUAUAUUAUCUACUUUUAUAAGCUAUUACUAUGCUAAUACCUACUUAAAUGCCUACUUGAAUGCCUACUUGAAUGCCUACUUAAAUACCUACCUAAAUACCUACUUGAAUGCCUACUUGAAUGCCUACUUAAAUACCUACUUGAAUGCCUACUUAAAUGCCUACUUAAAUGCCUGCUAAUACUUGCUUUAAUACUUGCUUUAAUACCUACUUAAAUGCCUGCU
Molecule: messenger RNA, 365 nt
Organism: Aspergillus ochraceoroseus IBT 24754
Lineage: Eukaryota; Fungi; Ascomycota; Eurotiomycetes; Eurotiales; Aspergillaceae
Exons: 2
Source: RefSeq, a predicted model, not a curated record